UCUUCAUCUGUUGCUAAUGGGAGGAUCUUCACCUACACUUCAUUGUCAACCUUAUUCUUCACCUAGAGUUAACCUAAUGGAUAUUGGAUAGGGUUGCACAAGGGUUGCGCAGUUCCUCUCAAUCAAAUUUCAUUUUUUUUUUAAUCCGACUCCAUGCUCGAUGCUCCUGAAGUCCCAUUUCCUUUCCCCCAAAACUCUUCCCUCAUGCCUCUCCUCCACCGCCCCCAUCUUCUACUCCAAUGGCGUCGGCCGCCGCCCGAAGAAGAAAAUCUAUCACCGCGUUCCCGAGCUCGACAAGGUGAUGGACCUCCGUAAGAAGCCCGCUCUCCUCCUCCGCCUCCGUUCCAUCAUCGGCGCCCAGAAAUCGCGUUCCUUCCUCCUCCGCGACCUUGAGAAAGAGGUCGGCUUCGUAAAAAAAUGGAACUUUGUCUCCCUUAUCGAGAAGCACCCCGCCAUUUUUAAAGUAUCAGGCGGCGGGGCCUCAGGCUCCCCCAUCUCGGUACGCCUCACUGAUAAGGCGGAACGCAUCUCCUCCGAUGAAGCUCGAGCCCAGCAAUUGAUGGAACCCAUCUUGGUCCGCCACCUUCGUAAGCUUCUCAUGAUGUCCAUCGAUUGCCGGGUUCCUUUACGGAAGAUCGAAUUGAUCCAGUCCGAGCUGGGUUUGCCGAAAAAUUUUAGAGAAUGCCUGAUUCCCAAAUACCCGAAUUACUUUUCCGUAAAAUCUGUGAACGGUUCGGAGUAUCUCAACCUUGAGAGCUGGGAUUCUUCAUUAGCCGUCACCGUCCGGGAAGAAAGCUUGGAUCUUGGAAGGUUGGAAGUAGGAUCUAGGAAGGUAGUUGGAAAAGAUGGUAAUUUUCCGGGACCUCAUGCGUUUAAGAUAAGUUAUGCGUCUGGGUUUAGACCGAAUGCGCAUUAUCUCGAGGAAGUUCAGAAAUGGCAGAAAAUGGCAUUUCCUUCACCAUAUCUGAGUGCCAGGAGGAUCCAACCAGCCACGCCGCAAGCCAGGAAACGGGCUGUUGCGGUGCUUCAUGAGCUCCUGAGCUUGACGAUGGAGAAAAUGCUAACUUCAAAUAAGCUAGAUGCAUUCCAUAAUGAAUACCAGCUUCCCUGUAAGCUGCUACUUUGCUUGGUUAAGAAUCAUGGAAUUUUCUACAUUACGAAUAAGGGGGCUUGGAGUACUGUGUUUCUUAAAGAAGCUUAUGAUGGAUGUAAUUUAAUAGAGAAAUGUCCUCUGCUGCAGUUCCAAGAUAGGUUUGUUUCGCUUAUUGGAAGGACUUAUCUUGAUUUUAGUAAUCAGCUGGCCGUUUAAGUAUUCUUUUAUAUAGAUUAAAAUCAUCAUCACCAUCAAGCCUUGUCCUAAUUGCUUUGGUUGGCUUUAUGAGUUUUCCUUAUCCAUUGACCAAUGUCCUUAGAAGCAACUUUGAGCCUUCUAAAUUUGCUAUAUGAAAAAGAACUGGUCCUAAGAGCUAUGUAACGCGAACAUAUUGCUUCCCUUUACAUCAGUUUAAGGGGCAAGGUGUGUUUGUCUCCAAAUGAACACAGUUGAAGCUACAUCCUUUGCUGAAUUGGCAAACCAAGAUAUGGGUUUUGAUCACCUUAAUGCAAAGCAUGUGGAAUGGCAUAGGUGAUGGAGUGCAGGGCGAGCGUGAUCUCUUGAUGAACAGUUGCUAUGGCUGGAUAUGAUUCAAAGACUACAUGGCGAAGAUUUUAUGAACAAUUGGCUGAAGCAAUUAAUAUUGAGUUACAGGAUCUCACAUUCAUAUCUAAUAUGGAGAAAAGCUUAGGAGAGGCCAGUAGGAUUGUAUUUCCAUGUUUGUAGCAUAAAAUUUAUUUUUGUCACUUAUCAAAGAGUUCGAAGAAAUUUUUUCAUUGUCAUGAUAUUCAAAGAAUUUAGAACUUGAUAUGGGCAGCUGCACAUGUAUACAGUAAGCAUGAAUUUAAUUAAAAAUUAAAUGAUUUACUCAAUAU
This is a messenger RNA of Phalaenopsis equestris, 1968 nucleotides long. RefSeq names its product protein ROOT PRIMORDIUM DEFECTIVE 1. The record is from RefSeq and is a predicted model, not a curated record. The transcript has 2 exons. Bases 161 to 1309 code for a protein of 382 amino acids. Gene Ontology annotation, molecular function: RNA binding. NCBI's taxonomy places the organism in Eukaryota, Viridiplantae, Streptophyta, Magnoliopsida, Asparagales, Orchidaceae.